This is a messenger RNA of Dimorphilus gyrociliatus, 1507 nucleotides long. Lineage: Eukaryota; Metazoa; Annelida; Polychaeta; Dinophilidae. The record is from the annotation of a GenBank genome assembly.
AAUGCACUACUCAAAUAUCAUUAUUAUUGGAGAAGAGAGUGAAAUUAAAGAUAUUUUAGAAAAGUUUCAAGAGAAAAGUCAUUUGAAUGGAAUAUUUAAGCUACCAAUUCAAAGUCUUACGUAUUUUCUUGAUUCUGAACGCUGUUCAACAACUUUAAAAUCUGAACAACAGCCUAAGAAAAGUAAAGAGAUUGUUAGGACGAAAAUACAUAUUUUACAUAGGCCUAAUAAAGGAGAUAAUAAUCAAUGUACUAUCGAUAAUAGCUUUGAUUAUUUUGGUGAUGUUAAUGAAAAAAAAUCGGACGAAUUUUAUCAAUUGUUGUCAAAUUCUCUUGAGAAUAAAGUCAAUAUUUUGUUAAAAUCGUCAUCUUCAUCAUCGUUAUCUUCGCAAGGAGAACCGGAAGUUUGUUCAAGCGAUCAUCCUGAAAAUAUAGAAAAAGACUACGUUAUUCAAUCAGUUUUAGCAUCAAAAAAUGAAUUAUUACUUAUUCAUUUCUUUCAAGAUUCUAACAAUAUACAUGGCGAUAUAUUAAUAAUUCCAAUAUGUUCGCCAGUAAACCAUAAACAAUUAUAUAAAUACGAGAAAACUUUUCAUCAAUAUAUCGAUCCUCUUGAUAAGGAAGAAAUCAAUGCAAUUUCCAACAAAGAUAUUGGUUUUUUUAAAAUUGUCCACCUGAGAGAAUCAAUUAAAACUGCUUGUUGUAUAAUAUACAUUAAAGUACCAAACGAUCAAGACGAAACAAGCGAAACUCUUAUCUUUAAAGCUUUUAAUGAAGUAACAGAUGAAAUUUUUCUUGAACAAUACGAAAGUUUGAAUACACCUAUUAUCCUCUCAGAGAAUUUCACUUUAAUGAUUGCGUCAUUGUUUUGCCAAUGCAACCUGAUUGUAACAAUUCUAAUUGAAGAUUCCAUUAUAUACGAUCGUAUGAAAUGCUACUAUAAAGUAAAACUACCAACUUCGGUGUUAGACGAAGAACAAAACACAAGCGAUUCGGAUGAACCUUUUGUUAAGGUUAACUCAAGAAGAAAACGUCUGAUAAGGAAAUGCUCAAAGGAUAAAAAGCCUGGCUGUGCAAUAUGUGGUAAGAAAUAUUUCGAAACUGGAAAUCAACCUGUAGAUGGCGUAAUGAAAUUUUCAAAGAUUCAUAAAUCUUUACCGACAUACCAGAAAUAUAGAACGAUUAAAAUUACGUAUGAGAUUCCUGGUGGAAUUCAGAAUAUUGAGCAUCCGAGUCCAGGAAGUUGGUACGACGGAAUAAAAAAAGUAGCUUAUCUUCCCAACAACGAGGAAGGAAAAGAACUAUUAAAACUACUUAAAAUAGCCUUCAAGAGAAGAUUAAUUUUUACCAUAAAGAAAGCUGAUAAUUUUGAAGAUGAAGAUUAUGUUACAUGGAAUGAUAUCGUCCAUAAAACGGAAAUAGAGCCCGGAAAGGAUACAAAAGAAUAUCCUAAUGAUGAAUAUUUACUAAAUCUUCGUACAGUCCUUAAUAGUAAAGGCAUUAAAUAA